Messenger RNA from Neoarius graeffei (lesser salmon catfish), 1713 nucleotides. It is a transcript of the gene pmaip1, whose product is annotated as phorbol-12-myristate-13-acetate-induced protein 1. The record is from RefSeq and is a predicted model, not a curated record. Bases 91 to 237 code for a protein of 48 amino acids. NCBI's taxonomy places the organism in Eukaryota, Metazoa, Chordata, Actinopteri, Siluriformes, Ariidae. The transcript has 2 exons.
UCGUGUUAUUUAACUUCAGCAGUGGAAGAGCGAGCGAGCAUUUCUUUAUUUUGCUUUCCCUCAUAACAAGGACGAGAUUUACUUCUGAAAAUGGCGAGCAAAGAGAAGUCUGUGGUGGCUGAAUGCGCGCUCCAGCUGCGUGCACUUGGAGAUCUGAUCUACUGGAAAUACAUGCUGCUGGAGUUUCUGGCGAGAACUUUACAAGCAGCGAACGAGGAUCCAGCAGGAGGGACAUAAGUCCGAAACAGGAAACUUUGUGAAGAUUAUGACGAAGAAGAGGUCACUGGAAGCCUUCGCAGAUAUGGGUGCACAUUUUCUGCACCCAUCAGGAAAAAAGAAAAAAAUUCUGUGAUGGUGGUUUCUCAAACGGAAGGCGGCUGAGUCGCACCUUGCUGUUGGUCAGCGACGUCUGGGGAAACCUUCUUAUCUGCUAUUUUACUACUUUGGAGGACAAAGGGGACUUUGGACUGUGUGGUGUCGUGGACUCGAUGCAGAACUGGAUUAUGAUGUCUUCUAUGACGGCUUGGUCACAUUCUGUCACAGAGACACGAUCAUAAACCCCUUCGAAUCAGGACGCUAUUUAUAUACAUCUACAUAAAUCCUGUUACAUUUCUAUAAGUUGUUGCUUUAAAAAAGGACGCCAAGAGACUAAAUCUAAUUAAUUGUGCUUUUGGAUGUUUGCAGCCUUUUCUUUUCAGGGUUUAAAAAAAAAAUACUUGACUAAACAUAAUGCUUGACUUUUACCUCAAGUUGGAUUUCAUCUGUGCCAUUUCAGCGGGUUUUAAACUUAUUUUUUAUUUUUUACUUGACUUACUUGGUAUCUCUCGAGGAAAUCAUAUGCCAAGAGUGUGUAAUAACAUGUUCUCUGUAUCAGAUUAUAACCGUCGACCUUAUGUUAUUCCUCAGUGCUAUAUGGCUUGUACAGGAAAUGGGCUUGGGGAAACAGGAAAACCAAAAACACUUAGUAUAAUAGUCAUAAGGAAUUUGGGGACAUUUUGGACGACAUGGUUAUGGAAUAAAGAUACAGGAAGCUGUAACGCAUUGCUGUUUCUGAUGACAGAACGGUGAUGAGACGUUAACAAGAUAUCCUCUGCUUCCACUCUUCAUUUACAUCCCAUGUUCUGUUUAGUCUUCUCCAUCAUCAUUACUGUAUUUGUUAUCCGAUGUCGUCGUCCUCCUAUCGGUGGAUUACCAUCAGCCAUCGCUGGCGGCAGUGGCGUUAAAAUAACCGCCGAUAACCUAAACACGUCACAUAAAAAAAUCCGUUUUAGGGUAUGUGAUUUUUGUCAGUGACAACAAAACGGGGUAAAUCUCACAGCGCAAACCCGGCUUUAAUUUCAGUGAACGAGGUUUACGAACCCCAUCGAGGACUAAUUUAGGUUCAUAGAUUUGGUGAGCACUUUCAAACCCACCGUACACUGUAUUUAUUUGGUGUUGUGUUUGAUGAGGUGGACCAUUUUGCUCUGGGUUUGAUUUGUUACAUUAUUGUGCAUUUUUAUAAUUGUAUUGUGCUUUAUUUUUUAUUCACACUCUCAAUACUUUUAUCUCAUUGUUGGUGUGGAUAAUAAACUGCUCAUUUUGGGAACGGAUAAUUUUGGGAUCCUGAUACUUGUGUUAUGUGGGAGUGUAACGAUUCACCAGAUUCAUGAACUUAUUUUUCCCAUGUUGUUAUUGAAAAAAAAAUAAACGAAGAAAAAUUUUAUGACAAAAAAA